Molecule: messenger RNA, 710 nt
Organism: Aphis gossypii (cotton aphid)
Lineage: Eukaryota; Metazoa; Arthropoda; Insecta; Hemiptera; Aphididae
Product: zinc finger protein 593
Exons: 4
Coding region: 265-702 (145 amino acids)
Molecular function (GO): nucleic acid binding; zinc ion binding
Source: RefSeq, a predicted model, not a curated record
AUUUAGAAGUCGGAAAUUCAGAUAACGUAACUUUCCUUUAUCUUCUGCGCGCGGCCAUGUGGCAUUCACGUCGUAUUAUAUGGAAAUUGUAAAUCUAUAACUCUUUACUCUAGUCCUAGUGUUUAGUCCUGUACUCCUGUGUGGUCACAAAUCAUUGUAACCUUAAGUAAUUUCCUGUUGAAAAUGUAAGUAUGUAAGUGGUUUUCUGGUAUACGUACUACGUUGAAUCUUUAACCGCGUAGGUUGUCGCCGACAAAUACAAAUAUGACUGGACCGCAGAAAAAGAAAAAACACCAUGUUGGAGAUACAUUCUACAAACGCAAGUACAAGACCAAACAUAGAGCCAGAGACAUUGACGAGGUUGAUAAUGACUUAAAGAAAGAAAAUGCAGACCGUUUGUUAAAGCAAGCUCUUGAUUUUGAUAAACCUGGCGAAGGACAACACUACUGUAUACAUUGCGCACGUUACUUUUUAAGUGAUCAAGUUUUACAAGAUCAUUUUCGUACAAAAUUACACAAGAAACGAAUUAAAGAACUUAGGCUUGAGCCAUAUACGAUUGAAGAGGCUGAAAGAGCGGCUGGUUUUGGCAGUUACAUAGCUCCAAAAGAAAGAGUCAUUGUUACACAACCAAUCAAUGUUGAAGAAUACAAAGAACCUGAACAAGUUGCUGAUAUUUGUUCAUUAAAUAUAGAUUUACAAUGAUAAAAAAA